AUGGUGCCAGUAGCAAUUGAGGGUUGCAACCAGGGAACCGAAGGGGGAGGAGCUCGAGGCGGAUCAAUUUCGCUUGGUUUAUUGAUUGAUUUUAUAGUGCAAAGGACUUAUGAUGAACUCACAGUAUUGGCAGAAUUAUUACCACGUAAAACUGACAUGGAGCGUAAGAUUGAGAUCUAUAAGUUCAGUGCUCGAACCAGGCAACUCUUUGUACGCUUACUUGCUUUGGUCAAAUGGGCCAGCAGUGCCACAAAAGUUGAUAGAUCUGCCCACAUAAUGGCUUUCUUGGAUAAACAAGCUCUUCUAUUUGUGGAAACUGCUGAUGUUUUAGCUCGAGUAGCUCGAGAAACAUUAGUUCAUGCAAGGUUGCCGACUUUCCACAUGGCAGCAGCUGUUGAGGUAUUGACUCUAGGCUCAUACAGUCGCUUGCCAGCUGUUAUACGUGAGAAACUAGUGCCUCCUCCAUCUUUAACACCUGCAGAGCGCCGCUCAACAUUACGUGCACUUGCACAUGUAGUUAAACAGCGUCUCACUACAGCUUCAUUGCCAAGUGAUGUUAGGAAUUUAAAGGUAGAAAAUGGAAGAGCUACCUUUUCAGUUGGUCAAGAAUUUAGUGUGUCACUAACAGUUAUGGGUGAUGCACCAAAUUUACCUUGGCGUUUAUUGGAUAUCGCUAUUUUAAUACAGGACAGUGAAACAGGAGAGGGUAAACCUUUAGUGCACACUUCUCAAUUAAAUUGGCUGCGUGGAGUAGCACAGGCAAGAUUAGCAGCCGCUGGACUCAGUGGUGCACUAACAGCUCUUCGGUAUUUUUGCCGGUCCCUCUCUUUGGAACUGUUGUACACACAGACUCUCAGACUGUGCCGUGACCGGUUAUCUCGACAUCUUCAAGUGGACAGAUAUAUCCCUGGACAAAAGUUACAAGUUUCUUACUGGAGGGAGCUGGGCUGCGAGCUCGGCUACCGGCUGAUCGUGGGAGCGGAGGGCGAGUCGCUGUGCGUGUGGCACGUGCCGGCGCUGGCGGGCGGCGAGCGCGUGGCCUCGGCGCUCACGCCGCACGCGCCCUCCAUGGAGCGCCUGCUGGCGCACACCGUGCACGUGCGCUCGCGACAGCGCCUCAACGACCUCAAGGUGCUCCUCAACGACUUGGGGGUGGAGUGCAGCGUGGGCGGCUGGCCGUGCGUGCUGGCGUGCUCGGUGGUGUGGCCGUGCCUGCGCGCCGAGCAGCUGCUGGUGUCGGUGGGCGCGCACGGCGGGCGCCUGCGCGCGCGCGUGCCCGCCUACCCCGCCACGCCGCGCAUGCCGGAGCUGGCGCACGCGCUGGCCGUGCCCGACCGCGCGCUCGUGCGCAGCCUGCUCACGCACCUCAGGUUCUGGUUAGUGGCGCGUCGUUGUGAAAAAACACUCCAACACUUGCCGGCGAGUGUCUGUGAACACUUACCGUUCCUGCACGGCCCGGACCACCCACUUAACAAACUGUCGCCCGACCGCCUGUACGUCACCUUGCAUAGGCACACCGAUCACAUUCUAGUGGUGGAGAUGAAGGAGGUGGCGGCGGGCGGCACGGCCACCACCAGCUGCAGCAGCAACAGCGGCAGCGCCUGCAGCGUGGCGCUCGCCUUCCACCUGGCCGGCGCGCGCCGCUGCACGCCCGACGAGUGCGAGGACGAGACUUCUCCCGCGACCACGGCUACUUCGGCGACACCGCGUGCGUUCCUGAAGUUACACUCGCUCGUCGAACUAGACACAUUUACGUUGACACACGGCCCCUUCACUCCGCUGGACACAGUGGGUAUGCAACCAGGCAAGCGCAAGCUGGCAGCGACGAACACCCGCGCGGUGCGCGUCCGGCAGCCCGCGUACUUCCUGCCCGAGCUGGCGCACGUGGUGGCCGCCGCCGACGAGCGCGUGCCUUUCGUGAAUCUCGCGCAGGAGCUGGCGGCGCGCGGCGUGACGCACGGCGGCGUGCAGGCGGAGUGGUCGGGCUCGGCUCUGGGCAUGCGCAUCGUGGCGCUGCCGCGGCCCGAGGGCGCCAGCGAGGGCGCGGCGGCGGCCCUGCGCGCGCGCCUGCUGGCCGCCACCGUGCGCCUCACCACCAAGAACCAGGCGCGCGUGUGGACCGCCGAGAUCGUCUUCCACGGCUCGCCCGUGCACACGCCCAACCCCAAGGAACAAGGCGAACGGCGUUGCGUUUAUCUGCAGUACGAACUCGGUACCGAUGCCGGGAGAACUGCCGACGCGUUCCUGGCAGAUUGGGCGGCCAUCGUACAUUUGCAUACGCUACUAUACGAUUUUAUGCUAAGGCCGAGCCAAGAGCGCGAGGCGCUGUGGCAGGGCGUGUGCGUGCGCUCGUACACGUACCGCUCGCUGGUGCUGGGCUUCGGGCCGGCGCAGCGCGCCACGGCCGUGCUGCAGUGGAGCGCCGCCGCGCAGCGCUACACCGUGGCCACGCCCGCGCACCAGCCCGCCGCCAACGCGCACCACCUGCUGCACCACCACCUCGACCACUACCUCAACUGGCACAAGGACCUAAUGUCGCUGGGCGUGGUGCUGCGCGAGACGUACGCUCCGCUGCUGGCGCUGGGCCGCCUGCCCGCGCUGCCGCAGCUGGGGCUGCACCACGUGCGCACGUUCAUGCCCACGCCCACCUUCACGCUGCUGGCGCACUCGUGGCGGAAGAUUCGCAUCGUAUACGCCGGUGCCUAUUGUAUUGAAGUGGGUCUUCGCGGUGGAAACAUGGUGACGAUACGUGACGGCUCCUACUCCAAGUUCGACCGAACUCCCGUCGUUGACGAAUUCGCGCCAGCACUUGGACUCAAGACGUUCCUUUCGCGAUACGUCGAUGAUAACAUCAGCGCGCGCCUGUUGGCUGAAGAUGACAACCCGCCUUCUCCUAUGUCACCAAUGCCACCUGGAGGGCUGCGCUUCCCUGCGCCGCUGACGCCCCCGCAGCCGCACACGCCGCACUCCGCGCCCGUCACGCCGCACCCCGCCUCGCCGGCGCAACAUCAGAUCGGCGGCGGUUCGUUCAACCUGACGUCCCCGCCGGGUGCCAGCGGCGCGGCGAGUGGCGCGGGCGCGGGCCCCGGCGUGUCUGCCUCGCCCGCCUCACCCCUCGCGCCCUCUCCGCUGGCGCCGGCUGCCUCCCCGCACCCGCCGCCCACGUCGCCAUUUACCGCCUGGCCCGCCUCGCCCUCGCUGCCGCGCCCGUCGCCCGGACACCACCCCUCGCCGCGACACCAUAUGGACCACAAGGGUCCGCAGGCCAGCUCGUCGAGCGCGGCGCGCGGCGCGGCGCUGGCGGGGCGCGCGGGCGGCGGCUCGCCCGGCACGCCGCUGGGCGUGGCCAAGCUGGAGGCGCUGUGCUCGCCCGCCGAGCCGCCGCCCGGCGCGCCGCCCGGCCCGCCGCUGGCGCCGCUGCAGCGCUUCCUCGCCUGCGUCUACAUGAAGCGCGCGCUGCAACGCUUCGUGCACCAGGAGGACUAUCUUACAAUGGUGUCGACGGACGCGACGUCGCUGACGUUCCGCUGCGACACGGCGGGGCUGGCGGCGCGCGUGGCGCUGCACCCGCAGCACAUGCAGUCGCUGCACCUGCAACUGACGCCGCUCGCUGACGUCAAGGACAACUGGUCCGCUGACGACCUCCAGGUGAUGGAGAAGUUCUUCGAGCAGCGCGUGGCGAUCGCGCCGUACCGCGCCACGGCGCUGCUGGGCUGGGCGCGCGCGUGGGGCGCUCCGGCCGCGGCGCUGCCGUCGCUGGUGGCGCUCAUGCGCGCCGACCUGGUGCCCGUGGCGCCGGCGCUGUGGACGCUGCACUGGGUGCUGCGCAUCCCGCCCGCCGGCCCGCCCAUCGUGCCCGCCGGCCAGCCCGCCGUGCUGCUCGCCAAGCACAAGAUACUCUUCUUUAUAUGUCUCACACGAGGCGAAACGCAACUAGUUCUGCCGUUGGUAUACGACGUUCAGUCUAAUGCCAUGCAAAUAGCCGAACGACGAGACGCACAGCAGCCACAUCUUAACGCUGUUAAUCUGCAUUUAAAGCGCUUUGCGGACUUCAAUCAGGGUCACGGCGAGUGCAUUCUGUGGCCAGCCGUGCGCGACUUGAUCAUCAACUUCACGCUGCCGCAGGAGGCCCCGCAGGCCGCCGCGGCGCCGCCGCCCUAGCGCCUUGCGCUCUAGCCGUGCGCCUGGCCCGCACCCCACUUGCCAGAGCGCCAUGCGUCAGGCUUACCUCCCUUCGGAGCGUGACGCGUCGUACGACUUGCCGUAGUGUCACGCGUCACGCCUGCCUCCCGUCAGUGUGCCGCGUCGUACGAGCUGGUGUAGUGUAACGUGGCGUGCCUGCUGUCAAUGUAUUGCAUCAUGUCUACGAGCUCCCGACCCGCGCACGCAUAGAUUUAAUUUGACUACUUGACCUAAGUAUUGUUUGGAGAAGUGGUUGAAAUGCACUACAUAGACUUAAUACAUAGUUUUAUUAAAAUCGUUUACGUCGUAAGUUAUAAUGUAAAUUUGUAUAAUUAAAAUUAUAAUGAUUGAUA
Melitaea cinxia (Glanville fritillary) is the source of this 4535-nucleotide messenger RNA. It is a transcript of the gene MED14, whose product is annotated as mediator of RNA polymerase II transcription subunit 14. Gene Ontology annotation, cellular component: mediator complex; core mediator complex. The record is from RefSeq and is a predicted model, not a curated record. The coding region runs from base 1 to 4161 and encodes 1386 amino acids. Gene Ontology annotation, biological process: regulation of transcription by RNA polymerase II. The transcript has 24 exons. Gene Ontology annotation, molecular function: transcription coregulator activity. NCBI's taxonomy places the organism in Eukaryota, Metazoa, Arthropoda, Insecta, Lepidoptera, Nymphalidae.